Paramisgurnus dabryanus is the source of this 1744-nucleotide messenger RNA. It is a transcript of the gene irx4b, whose product is annotated as iroquois homeobox 4b. The record is from RefSeq and is a predicted model, not a curated record. NCBI's taxonomy places the organism in Eukaryota, Metazoa, Chordata, Actinopteri, Cypriniformes, Cobitidae. Gene Ontology annotation, molecular function: DNA-binding transcription factor activity, RNA polymerase II-specific; RNA polymerase II cis-regulatory region sequence-specific DNA binding. Gene Ontology annotation, cellular component: nucleus. Gene Ontology annotation, biological process: neuron differentiation; cell development; regulation of transcription by RNA polymerase II.
GGCAGGUGGGAAAUCUGAACACGUGCUCAUUAAUGCGAGCGAGACCCCGCGGGCUCUUCACAAGAACGACCCUCAAAGCAAGUGCACGAGCGACUACUGCGACUCUGCCUCGGGCGCAACAACUUUACGCGACUAUUGCAAUUUGUUAUCUGCUCCUCUGACGUCAGACUCAUCGGCGUUAAAAACAACGUGCAUCUGUGCCGGCGUUUGUUAUGAUUUUUUUAUAUACAACUUCACCAUGCUGAGAUGAAUUUUGGACUGCACAACAGUUUAUGCCUGUUUGUGGAAGAGGUAAAGAGAAACAAGCUGAUGGACGAUUAACCAUAACUUCAACUCCACUGAACUGAUGACUUGCAUCUGGACAGCGACUUUGAUGCUCUUCUCAUCAUGUCAUUCACACAGUUUGGCUAUUCAUACCCUGCUGCACAACAGCUCCUGAUGUCAUCUAAUGCACUUGGCGCUUGCUAUGAAUCCAGCAGUGGUUCUCUAUUGGACACUGGGGUGGCGACUUCACCUCCAAACUCGCUUUAUUGCCCGGUAUAUGAAAGUAGGCUUGUGGCCUCUGCGCGUCACGAUCUGAUGCCCACCGCUGUCUAUGGCAACACCUGUUCAAAGAAGCACAGUUAUGAUACUUGCAGCACGUAUGGUCCAGAUUCAGCUUCAUUUUAUCCUCUGAGCAAAGCGAGUGAGAAAGAUGGAGCAGCGACAGGAGUUUCUCGAAGCUACUACUCGUAUGACCAAUCUAUUGGACAUUACCAAUAUGACAGAUACGGAUAUGGAUCCGUGGACAUUGGCACAAGAAGGAAAAACGCAACAAGAGAAACAACCAGCACAUUAAAGACGUGGCUGCAGGAACAUCAAAAGAACCCGUAUCCCACCAAGGGUGAAAAGAUCAUGCUGGCCAUCAUCACUAAAAUGACCCUUACGCAGGUGUCCACCUGGUUCGCCAACGCGCGCCGCAGACUCAAGAAGGAGAAUAAGAUGACGUGGUCACCGCGCAACAAGACAACAGAAGAGAAAGACUGCGAUGACCAAGAAGAUAUUGACGAGUCACAGGGAAUAAAGACCGAGCAGGAGUUUAACGACAACAGUGGAAACGAGGAAGGAGACCAACUUCACAGUGAUCUUGAGGAUUUCGAUCUUGUGGAAUCUGAUUGUUCAGAGUGUGAAACCAAACGAUCGUCUGCAGGUUCAAAUGAAUCUCUGGACGAAUCCAUAACCGAACUUCCAAGGGGUGUCCAUAAAUUUCUUGAAGCUCGCCUGAAACCAACUGCUUCCGUCAACCAAACGACAGAGUUCUACCUUCAAGGCCAAAGGACAACUGAGACCAAGCCAAAAAUCUGGUCGCUUGCACAGACUGCUACGUCGUUGAACCAAGCCGGUUACUCAUCAUGCAUGCACAAAAGUCAAGAGACGUCUUGCUCUGCAAAUUGUGAUACGGACAUUACAAAUAGGAAACAAGAAUCCCCAGUGGACACUUUGAGAAACUGGGUUGACGGUGUCUUUCACGACCACGUAUUUCAACACACCAAUUUAAACCGAACUUUCAGCAGCUCUACAGAGUUAUGGACCGAAGUUAUCUCACCUCAGAAUAACUACCAGGAACACUCAGGACAUUUUUCCUCUCAGAUUAAUUCAUAACUGAUAUAAAACGUAUCCAACAGGAUAUUAGUCACCUCAAUGUUAUAAACGUUAGAUUUAAAAUAUCACAGUUAAUAGUGUCGACUUGUAAGCUGCCUGUUAU